UAGACUACAAACUCUAACAAACUUCCAUCUAUCCAUCUAAACUUUCGCAUUUAUAAUAUUAGCAAGAUUGCAUUUUAGGUCACAAGAUAAUUAAUUAGUACAUGUUUGUGGCAAAAAUUGGGAACAUCUCUCAUGCUAUUUGACAUAAUAAUAUCUGUUUUCUACGGAAUAGACAGCUUCCCUUUAGUACUUUAAUCUAUUUAAUAUUAUAGUUUAGUCGAAGUUAUAAUUCAUUCAAACCGAAGUUUUAUUAGAGUAUUAUUCCAAGUAAUACUUUUAUCUAUUAAUUACACUUGGAGAAACGUUGUAUUUAUCGUAUUUUUCACAUUUCUAUUUAUUUAUGCAUGUUUAAAUUUGUUUUACUACUUUUUUUUAAAGCGAGUGAUGUCGUUAACCGAAAUAAAGCAAACAAGGAUCUUUAUUACAUGAUUACCUAAUUUUGUAUACUCGUAGUUGCUUCCUUUUAGAAUUCCUUUUGGAGUUCACACACUUUUGAACAAUAGCAACUAUCGGUUAAACGAAUCCAGGUGUGAAAGCUUUCAUAAGUGUUGUGAUGCAUUAAAAAACCGGAUUGCGCCAAUAUGCUUAUUUUUGUUAACAAGUUUUCGAUCGAUAAGAAUGUUGCCGUUAAAGCUGAGACAAACGGCAAUCGCGAACAAGCCGAGGAUGACGCCCUCAUCAACUUUAACACUCCACAGGCAACCAAAUCGAAACAAAAGCAGAACGUCGAGAACAACAAUGUGCCUCGCACUCCUUUCAGCCCUUCUCCGACCGAGGACUACAAAGACCUGAACCUGGCCGAUAUGACCAGCGAAGAGAUACAAGAGUAUCUCAUCAAAAAGUUCCAAAGCAUUAAAUUCCUGAAUGAUCAAAGCGACGACGACAGUCAGCCGUUUUACCAGAACCGCCAGGCUUUCCCCGACAUUCCGCUGCUGGACUCAGAGUUCACCGACACCGAACUGGUGAACCUACUUACUACUCAGCUCGCUCAGGAUGGCUCCUGCUCAGCCGAGGAAGCAAGUGCUCUAGCUCUUGCGCUGGGCAUGGGGAAUUUCCAGAUUUCGAGUGAGAGCUCGAGUUCUAGCUCGAAGGAUACCUCUUCAGAAUGCAGCUCCGACGAAGGACACCCGUACAUCAUGCCGCUGUCGCACAGUAUAGCUGUGAAGGCUAGGGGCCAGAAUGGGCGCAUGCAGCUCAUUGUGCCAGUGAGCCCCACCGGAAGCGUUAAAAAUGUGUCGGGGGCGAAAAAUGCCGCCCCGGGCGGUGCCUCCUCAGUACCGGUGGCCGGCUCAUCCCCCGCCUCCCCCAUCACCCGCACCACUAGCGAGAAGGUCUCUAACAGGAGUGAGCUCAUGGCCUCUAUCCGAGAAAAAUGGACCCGCCACACCACUAAGUAAUUAAACUUCCUUCAUUCGAGUCAAGUUACCUAAUUCUACCCCACUUAAAUAUUUUAGUUAUUAAAGAUUCUAGUUAUACAAUUUACUACUUUAAUUUUAAAUUACAUAAUUAUGUUAGUAGUACGUCUUAGGACGUUAAAAUUAUAGGUGCCAAUGUUAAACUUUAUCGACUGACAGUCAGGUGUUCCUUUAAAUGGUUUUAUUUGUUUUAAUUACAUAUCGAAAUUUUCUAGCCCCCGUAAACAUAAACAUUGUUUAAAUACAUUUUCCACUACAUAUCUAUAAUCAUAUCUUGUCGAAAUUUUUCCAAACUAUACAAUUGUUUUCUCCCAUAUAUGUCAAAUAUUUUGUAUUACAAUUUCCUAAGAAUAGAUAAAUUUUACAAUUCUACUUCCAUAUACAGGUGUCCGGGAAAGACGUCUACAACGGAAUACUACUGAUUCCUUACUCUUAUUUAAAAUCAACAUGGAGUUCGAAAACACGAAUGUGAAAACAACACUCGAUUAUAUUUUGCAACCGCCUGUACAAUCCGAUUUCCACUAAGGAAUCUUUAGUUCCGAUGUAUAUGUAUUUAACGGACAUCCUGUAUAUUAUAGAAAGACUUACUAGUGUCAAAAUUAUAUAUUAAAAAACUACCUAUAUGUAUACUACUAGAUACGUGCUAAAUUAUUUAUAUUCUAUUGUUAAAAAAAAUUAACAUCACUCUUGUUUAUUUAUAAAUCCUAAACUCUAUUUCAAAAUGUAACGGACUCAAUGAAAUCAAAAUUUAUGAGAGUAAAAAAACCACAAAAUCAAGUAACAAAACUCAACGACGGAACUGCAUUGCGAAAAUGGAUUUCUCUACGAUAAACGGAUUGGAUCACUUUUAACAUUUAAUAGAUAAUAGAUACACAUGUUUAAAGGACAAAAAAAAUAAAAAAACCCAAAAAAAGGUUAUUAUCUGGAUGUUUUUCGAUUUAAUCUUCACUUUAAAGUCAGAAUAGUCAAAUAGUCAAAUGUUUAUCAAUGUUGAAGUAGUGUAUUUUCAAAAUGCUUGAUCGAUUACUGCAAUAGCCGUCUUUAAAUUAUUGUAAUAGUUUUUUCUCCUUGACUUUCACACUUUAGUCUAUUUAGCCACUGACAAGUGUUGUAAUAGUUGUUUAUUAACGUAAUAUUGUAUUAAUAGUUGCAUUG
Molecule: messenger RNA, 2570 nt
Organism: Papilio polytes (common Mormon)
Lineage: Eukaryota; Metazoa; Arthropoda; Insecta; Lepidoptera; Papilionidae
Exons: 2
Coding region: 582-1397 (271 amino acids)
Source: RefSeq, a predicted model, not a curated record